AUGUCUUCCACCACCCCCACUCGUCAGCUCCUUUGCAUCACUAUGCUGGGGUACAAGAAACCAGGACUCACUGAGGAAGAACUCUGCGAUUUCCAAGUCAGUCAGCAUUCUCAGUUGGUUUCUGGGUUGAUGGAGAAGCAUGGAGUUGUGCGUUACAGCAUUACCCAUAACGCCGCGAAGCCCAUGGACCUGCUCCCCCGUCUGUUCGACCCCAACUAUGUCGAAUAUUCGGAUCACGACUUUGUGGUUCAAAUCAUCAUCCCAAAUCUUGAGUCUUUCCUCGCGCUAAAAGAUGAUCCGAUCUACAAGGAGCGUGUUGCCAUGGAUCACCUGAAAUUCGCGGAUCGCACUGAUCGCGCACGUCGUACCCGUAUGAGCCUCGGAUACGUACACGAAAUCAUUAGCGAUGGCAAAGUGGUUUACGUGCAUGACGUGAAUGCGGUGCAUUGCCGGGUCAACAACCAACUCUUGGACUCCAAUGGCACAUUUGCAAGUGGUUAG
Penicillium pulvis is the source of this 501-nucleotide messenger RNA. Its product is annotated as EthD domain-containing protein. The record is from RefSeq and is a predicted model, not a curated record. Gene Ontology annotation, molecular function: oxidoreductase activity. Bases 1 to 501 code for a protein of 166 amino acids. NCBI's taxonomy places the organism in Eukaryota, Fungi, Ascomycota, Eurotiomycetes, Eurotiales, Aspergillaceae. The transcript is spliced from 3 exons.